This is a messenger RNA of Polistes canadensis, 877 nucleotides long. RefSeq names its product lysozyme c-1-like. NCBI's taxonomy places the organism in Eukaryota, Metazoa, Arthropoda, Insecta, Hymenoptera, Vespidae. The record is from RefSeq and is a predicted model, not a curated record. The transcript has a single exon. The coding region runs from base 278 to 751 and encodes 157 amino acids.
UUAAAAAAAAAGUAAGAGAUAGAUAAACUAAACAACCAAUCAUCAUUCGUUCCAAGUAAUUACAUUAAAAAGCUUAUCGCUCAAGCUCGAGGUCACAGUCUAUCGUUCGUUGUUAGUAAAACGUCGUAGUGACAUUCAAACCGGGAACAUUUACGUCUGAAUACCGGUCGGUGUUAGUUGUCUUCCAAUUAAAAAAGAAAAUACAAACGUAGUUCGUUUUUUUAUUUUUUGGUAACAAACAUAAAAAGAAGAACCAAAAAAAAAAAGAAAAAGAAAAAUGAUAAUAUACAAAUCGCGAAGAAACAUAACGAAGAUUAUGAUAAUCGACGUCCUAUUGUUAUUAUCGCUUGUAACUUUAACCUAUGGGAAAAUUUUAAGCGAAUGCGAAGCCAUGAAAGAAUUACAACGCGGUGGCAUCUCGAGAAGUUUCAUAAGCAACUGGAUUUGUUUAAUGAAGAACGAAAGUGGUAUGGACACUCAACUUAUCACCGGUCCAAAAGCUGCAUCCAACUAUUAUUACGGUAUAUUUCAAAUAAGCAGUGGAAAAUGGUGUACACGUGGUCGCGUUGGUGGUAUUUGUAACAAACGUUGCGAGGAUUUUGCCAAUGACGACAUACAAGAUGACAUAAUUUGCGCUAAAACAAUCUCAAACAUGGAUGGAUUUAAAGCAUGGAACGAAUGGACCAAAAAAUGCAAGAACAAACCAUUACCGAAUAUCAGACAUUGUACUAGGAGACGAUCAAUUACGUAAAACCAUGAACAAAUCAUUGUUUUUACUUAUCUACUUGAUUAAUUUUUAAGUAUACAAUCUUUUGUUUUUUUUUUCCAACAUUUCAUUAAUUAUUGUUGGAUUAAUAAACUAAGAAAUUAUUGUUAA